AUGACAAUGUUCGUAAUCUGUGCUGCUUCGCGGCAAGCUUGUAGCCUCGCCUUGUUCUCAGUAAUUUGCCUGAAGCAUGCCGCGGCGAACAGCGUGGGGCUUGGAGACAAUGAUAGUGAAAAGGCGCUUAGCGGCGAGGACAUUGCACUGCAGAUCGUCGUAGCUGCGGGUCAAGAUGAGCAUGCAACAGAAAAGGAACGCAUGAAUAGUGAGGCAGCCAAAAUGGUUAUUCCGCUGCGUCGCGAUGGAAAUUUACUGCUCACGACCUUGCUUCUGGGUAAUGUUUCGGUGAAUGUGCUCACAUCGAUCAUCACUGCAGACCUUACUAGUGGACUUUUCGGAUUUGUUGCAUCGACGAUUCUAAUCUUGAUCUUCGGAGAGAUUAUCCCGCAGGCAGUUUGCUCACGAUACGCACUAGUGAUUGGAGGCAAGAUGGCCUCGUUUGUUCGCAUUUUGAUCGUUUUCUUUUACAUUUUCGCAAAGCCCGUGAGUCUGGUACUGGAUGCAACACUAGGAGAAGACAUUGGUACAGUGUUCACGAAAAGGCAGCUAGCAGAAAUAAUCGACAUUCACGAAAAGGAGCAAAUGAUUGACAAGGAUGAAAGUAGUAUCAUUCGUGGUGCUAUGACUUUUGGAAUCAAGACCGUCCGGACUAUCAUGACUCCUGUUGAUAAACUGUUUAUGGCUCCAAUGACUGCCAUCCUCGACCGAGUUCUCAUUCACAGUAUAUUAGCGAGCGGAUUCUCACGCGUACUCGUUUACGGCGCGUCAGUCAAUGAUAUUGUCGGGACAAUACACGUAAAGGAUCUUAUCUUCGUCGAUCCAAAGGAAAGUACUUCUUUAUCAAGUUUUUUUCAAAUUUUUGGGAGAACAACGCGAUCGGUAGACCCUAAUUGCAGACUAAGCGCGCUACUACGAACUUUUAAAUCCGAAAGUUCGCACCUUGUUUUGGUGAAGCAACCUCAGACGAUUGAUACGAGUGAAGAAAUGCACACACUGCUGGGCAUUGUAACUCUGGAGGAUAUUCUAGAAGAGAUUUUGCUAGCCGAAAUUCUUGAUGAAGAAGAUAUUUCUGCUAUUCGCAGCCACGACGCGGAGCGUAAACAGUUUCUUCUGCGUCAAUUUGAUGCAUGUGGGCGUCUAGGCCUUGAUGAUCUGUGCCGGGCUGAUGAUCCGCUUGAAGAUGAGCUGGCUAUUGGCCUCAUUCAGGAGCUACCGCAUGUCGAAAUAUGUGCAGACUGUUAG
Messenger RNA from Plasmopara halstedii, 1245 nucleotides. RefSeq names its product Predicted membrane protein, contains two CBS domains. The coding region runs from base 1 to 1245 and encodes 414 amino acids. The record is from RefSeq and is a predicted model, not a curated record. Gene Ontology annotation, biological process: magnesium ion homeostasis. The transcript has 7 exons. NCBI's taxonomy places the organism in Eukaryota, Oomycota, Peronosporomycetes, Peronosporales, Peronosporaceae.